AUGCUUGUCCGCGAGCCCCCUCCCCUCAGCACACCCACACCUGUGAGAGAGGCAUGCGGAUCUAGCGGGGAGGGGGUGAAGGGCCCCUGUCGCCGCAGACGCAUAGCGGCGUCCCGGCUGCUGCGGCGCGUGCGGGUAGGCCCUCCAGACACGCCAUCACCCCCGGUGGUGUCGACGGAAAUGGAGGAUGAUGAGGGCCAUCCCCCGACAACGACGUCACCGGGAAGCAUGCCCUGGGACGCCGAGAUGCGGGCGCUGUCCUGCCCAGCAGGCAUGGUGUAUUGCACCGAAACCAAGCCUGCGGCGUCUUCUGAAUCCGUCCGGGUGGACCGGUGCGGCGUAGACGCCGGAGGCAUGACGAGGACACUCCGAACCGCACCGCCGGAUGCUCCAGCCCCGAAUGCGAAGAGUCCCCCGCACCAUGUUGUGGGAUGCCGCGGCUUGAAGCGACCCGGGGAGACGAAUUGCAAACGGCCACGGCAUGCGGCACGGCCAGGUUCGUGUGGCGCCGAUCGCGCAGCGCGUGUCUCAACAAGGGGCGGAGAAGGACGCGGAGAACCGGGUGGACGCAUGGUCCGCACCGAGGGCAGACGCCGUGUCCUAGACGACGGGACUUUCGCCGCCGCACAACGGAAGCAGACGAGCCGUUGCUGUGUAUGCGUAUAUCUGCCAACCGGUUCGCGGCACAGAGACGUCUGGAAGGCACGACGUGUGUGCUCCGCGUCGUGCGUGCGGGGAGCACACGGGGAGGAGGGCGUAUGA
This is a messenger RNA of Leishmania mexicana MHOM/GT/2001/U1103, 762 nucleotides long. RefSeq lists its product as hypothetical. The transcript has a single exon. The record is from RefSeq and is a predicted model, not a curated record. NCBI's taxonomy places the organism in Eukaryota, Euglenozoa, Kinetoplastea, Trypanosomatida, Trypanosomatidae. Bases 1 to 762 code for a protein of 253 amino acids.